AUGAGAAACGCGGACUCCGCCUUUAUGGCAGGCUGCCUCAUGGAGGAGGACUGCUCAGACAUCGGUCUAGGAGUGACCGAGGAGGGUACCAUUCAAACUGGCACCGCCCAUCCUAUACGUGGCAGCAUUUCUCGCCCUUAUGCCCCGGUUCCCAACACCAGUAAUGCCAACAACGAUGCCAACAAGGGCAUCAGUGGCAAGAGACCCCAAACCCCAGAAAUGAUAGCUAGUCCUCUGCACCAACCAAUCGACAGUCCGAAUUGGGAGGUGCAGAACCCAGAAGGAACAGGUUAG
Aspergillus bombycis is the source of this 294-nucleotide messenger RNA. RefSeq lists its product as uncharacterized. NCBI's taxonomy places the organism in Eukaryota, Fungi, Ascomycota, Eurotiomycetes, Eurotiales, Aspergillaceae. The record is from RefSeq and is a predicted model, not a curated record. The coding region runs from base 1 to 294 and encodes 97 amino acids. The transcript has 2 exons.